Rotaria sordida is the source of this 1718-nucleotide messenger RNA. Lineage: Eukaryota; Metazoa; Rotifera; Eurotatoria; Philodinida; Philodinidae. The record is from the annotation of a GenBank genome assembly.
AUGCCAUCGAGUAAACUUGAUCCAUAUGCAGCACAAAUCAGUACCAAUAUUUUCAAGCUGACGAAUACAACACCAAUUCCAUUCGGAAUCACAUCAAUUUUUAGUUCAUUCGAUCAAGUAGCAUUACUUCGUUUUUUCGAACAACAUCAAACAUUAGGAGUUGAUAUUGCUCCAUUCGUAUUUGGUAUGCUAGUACAUUCAGCGGUAAUGCUUGAUGAAGUGGAACUUUACAAUCCUGACCAUACUGGCAGUAUUACAUCAAUGAAUUUAUUUAUUAAUUUAAUUGGUGAAUCUGGCACCAAUAAAUCUGGAUUAUUUCGAGUCUUCAACAACAGCAUCAAUGCGUUACAAAAAAGAUUUCCUUCAUUUUUUUCGAAGCCUAUUGUGGAGAUUACUAAUGAAAAAGAAAUAUUGACUACAAGUGAUUUAAUAGCAAACAAUGAGACCGAAUUAUCAUUAUUUCAACGACUCUCGAAACGAGAGAAUGUAUUUAUUUCAAGUGAUGAACUUGAUGUUAUUAAUACUCGAUUUGGAGUUUAUCAAGGUGGCUCAACGGACAAUGAUAUGAAAACAAUUGCUUCCAAACUUUUAUGUCAAGGUUAUGAUAUUAUGAAGAAUGUUUCUCGUACAACUGGAUCUUCAUCAUAUUUUAUUAAACGUGGCUCCAUCAAUAUUUUUGGAGCUUCAACAGGAAACAUGUUAUCAUCUGUAUGUCGACAAUAUAACAGUAAUACUACAUCUGAUGGUACCAUCAGUCGAUACUUAUUUAUCACAACAUCUGUUCACAAAACUUCAAAUGAUAUACCAUCCGAAAUUUUAUCUGUACAACCAAACAUCGUACAUGUUUUAAUUGUACUUCGUCUAUUGGCACAAUACAAGCCUGUUUUUGUAUUUGGUGAACAUCAAUCACCACCUAAUUUAUCAAAAUUAAUUAUUGUUCCACCAGAUAUUGAAGAAGCAAGAAAAAAUAUUUCGAAUCCAAUUUCACCAACUGAACCAAUAUCAAACUUGAAGCCAAAAGUGAUUGUUGACAUUAAAGAAGCUGAUAAAGAACAAGAUGGAUCAAUCAUCUCUGCUUACAAUGCUAUUCGUCGUGUUAUGGAAGCUGAACAUCAAAAAUCUUUACAAUGUGAUGCCAAGGGAAGUCCAAUUUAUACACCUUUACAACGAGCAUUUCAACGAAAGAGUAGCAACAAAUUAGCUCGUUUAGCUGGAUUAUGUCAAGCAAUAUCAUAUGCCAUUCAGUUAUGUUCUGAAUGUGUUAAUAUCGUUCGAUUUGGUGAUGGUCUUUAUCUUAAAGAAUAUAUUGAUGAUGAACAAAUUAAUUGGUUAAUGAGAUUUCAUGAUAAUGUUAAAGUACUUAUUGAACGAGAUAUUGCAAUGGCUCCUAAAUAUGGAACUGAUCAACGUCCAUUAAUUGUUAUUGAAAAAGCAGCUGUACAUGCUUCAAACAUGUUAUAUCAAUAUAAUUCAUCUACAAUUUCGGCUCUUUUCGAUGGUACAGCAAUUGAUAAUUAUGAAACAACAAAAAAUAACAAUAACAUUUCGAUUAACAAUGGAUUAUCAAACAAGUAAGUUCCGUCUAAUUUAGGUUUUAUAAAUUGUAAUACUAAUAAAACGAGUAGUAUGUUGCCGUAAACAUUUCAAAAAUUGUUUAAGAAUAUUGAUAGAAACGUUUAUUUCUUUACAGUUUAGUCUUUCUACGAAAACGCUUUUUU